AUGGAUACUUCACGGAAUAUCUAUAAAAAUGAUGUGGACUUUGCUGCGCUCGCGCUUCAGUAUCCAGAUUUUGCCAAACACCUGAAGCAGAAUAAUCAACUCGAUUUCUCCAAUCCGGACGCCGUCCAACAACUGACGAAGAGCCUCCUGAAAAGAGAUUUUGGCUUGAAUGUCGACCUGCCUGACGAUCGACUCUGCCCCGCUGUUCCUAAUCGCCUCAAUUACAUCCUCUGGCUUCAAGAUCUCAUCGAUUUUACGACCGAAAACUAUUCUGACGUCUACGAUCAGGAAAGGGUUGUUUAUGGGCUCGACAUAGGAACCGGUGCUAGUUGCAUCUAUCCGCUUCUUGGAUGUGCCCUAAGGCCAAGAUGGAGAUUUGCAGCUACGGAUAUCGAUUCAAAAAAUCUCAAAUAUGCGCGGGAUAAUGUGAAGAAGAACGAGCUUGACUCCCGUAUUCACGUUAUUGAAACUACUAGCUCCUGCCCACUGAUUCCAUUUCAGGAUAUCAAUAUCCCUCAAGCGAGGAGUCGACUGGACUUCACCAUGUGCAAUCCACCAUUCUAUGAAUCUCGCGAGGAACUGAUAUCGGCUGCUAGGGCGAAGCAAAGGCCUCCUUUCUCAGCAUGCACUGGUGCGGAGGUAGAAAUGAUUACAACAGGCGGGGAAGUCGAGUUCGUCACCCGCCUGAUUAAGGAAAGCAUGCAACUCCGUGACCGUGUACAGUGGUACACCUCUAUGGUAGGGAAAUUCAGCAGUGUCGCUACGCUUGUUAACACCUUGCAUGACGAAGGGAAUAAGAAUUGGGCCAUCGCGGAAUUCGUCCAGGGAACGAAGACAAGAAGAUGGGGAAUCGGGUGGUCUUGGAUGGAUUACCGACCUUCGACGGAUAUUGCAAGACCCCGCGGCCAAAGUAUCCCCAAACACCUCCUCCCCUUUCCAUCCGAAUUCACAAUCUGCUGCCCACCGUCUACUUCACUAUCCCGCACCAUCGAAAAAAUCAACUCUGCCCUCACGGUGCUCGACAUGUCCUGGAACUGGAACACCAAAACUUCUACAGGCCUCGGCUUCGCGAUGGGAAAUGUCUGGUCUAGACAUGCACGCCGGCAGAAAGAGAAAGAACAAGCUGUGGAAGUUGGGACGGCCCCGCGCACAGGUUCUGAGAAUACUGCUGAUACCACCAGGUAUCAUGAAGGUGAGGGCGGGCAGGGAACGGGUGACACACACGGUGAUUUUAUUCCUGGUGAUCAAGAUAAGGGGGCUAAGAUUGGACUUAAAGUGUCAAUGCGCAGGACGAUGAAAGGGGAGAUUAAUGUGGUGGUGCGAUGGGUGAAGGGGUUUGAUUCAGUGGUUUUCGAGAGCUUUUGCGGGUUUUUGAAGAGGAAGGUUGAGGGGAGGUGA
Molecule: messenger RNA, 1398 nt
Organism: Paracoccidioides brasiliensis Pb18
Exons: 10
Coding region: 1-1398 (465 amino acids)
Biological process (GO): rRNA base methylation
Cellular component (GO): nucleus
Molecular function (GO): 23S rRNA (adenine(1618)-N(6))-methyltransferase activity
Source: RefSeq, a predicted model, not a curated record